Messenger RNA from Cryptococcus deneoformans JEC21, 1962 nucleotides. RefSeq names its product glutamate decarboxylase, putative. The transcript is spliced from 15 exons. Gene Ontology annotation, molecular function: pyridoxal phosphate binding; glutamate decarboxylase activity. Lineage: Eukaryota; Fungi; Basidiomycota; Tremellomycetes; Tremellales; Cryptococcaceae. Gene Ontology annotation, cellular component: cytosol. The coding region runs from base 148 to 1821 and encodes 557 amino acids. The record is from RefSeq and is a predicted model, not a curated record. Gene Ontology annotation, biological process: L-glutamate catabolic process.
CUUCCCAGCAGUCUCGUAAACGUGUGAUAGCCUCUUACAACGUCGGAAAGGGUUUUAAUACAAACACAGCAAACCGCGUAUUAAGUCUUCAUUUCAAUCGCCUCCGUCAUCCUCUUCUCUCUUGCUAGGAAAGAUAGAACGAACAUCAUGGCCCUCUCUCAACACGUAGACGCCGACAAGCUCAUUGAAGAGUGCAAAGACCACCCUAUCAAGAGGCACCUUAGUCAUAAGGCUGCUCUUUAUGAUAUUCCCUACACUUCCCGCUACGAAGUUGAGGACGAGGUUCCGAGAUACAGGCUCCCCAGUAAGGGUGUCAAUGGCAGGGCUACAUACCAGCUCUUACACGAUGAGCUGAUGCUUGAUGGGAACCCCAACAUGAAUUUGGCUUCAUUUGUUCACACUUGGGUUCCUGAUGAGUGCAACCGUCUUGUCCAGGAAAACAUCAAUAAGAAUCUGGUCGACCAGGACGAAUACCCUGCUGCUCAACAGAUUCACGAGCGAUGUAUCUCAAUGCUCUCUCACCUCUGGCACGCUCCCAAAGAAGCCACGGCUAUGGGCACCGCUACUACCGGUUCCUCUGAAGCCAUCAUGCUUGGCGGUCUCGCUCUCAAGCGCCGAUGGCAGGAAAAGAUGAAAGCCGCUGGGAAAGAUAUCCACAACCCCGGACCUAACAUCGUUAUGGGUGCAGAGGCUCAAGUAGCUUUGGAGAAGUUUGCUAGAUACUUUGAGGUUGAGGCGAGACUUGUGCCUAUUAAGCCUGAGUCGAGUUAUGUAAUGGACCCCAAGGACGUCCUCAAAUACGUCGAUGAGAACACAAUUGGUGUCUUUGUUAUCUUGGGAUCAACUUACACCGGCGCGUUUGAAUCCGUAAAAGACGUGGCUCAAGAGCUCGACAAAUACGAGGCCGAGACAGGUAUUAGUGUCCCUAUCCACGUUGAUGCCGCUUCUGGUGGUUUUGUUGCUCCAUUUGCAUACCCUCAUUACCAGUGGGACUUCCAAAUUCCUCGAGUCCAUAGUAUCAAUGCCUCGGGUCACAAGUACGGUAUGAGCACUGUGGGUGUCGGAUGGAUCAUCUGGAGGUCUAUGGAGUACCUUCCUAAGGAGUUGAUCUUUGAGCUUCACUAUCUCGGUGCUACCGAUUAUUCAUUUAAUCUCAAUUUCAGUAGACCGGCACACCCUAUCCUCGCCCAGAUGUUCACUUUCUUGAACCUCGGUUUCGAAGGUUACAAGCGUAUAAUGGACAAGAACCUCACCGUAGCUCGUCUCAUCUCCCGAGCCCUCGAGCACUCUGGCUACUUCAUUUGUCUCUCCAAGAUCCACCACCCCAAGGCUCUUACCGAAUCCUCCAGCAGCGCCGAACAAUCCAACAUCCUCCCUGCCGUCGCCGACGCCGCUAAUACCGUUUUGCACGGCAAGAAGACUACUGUUGACGAUGCCGAGUAUUAUUGCGAGGGUUUGCCCGUUGUGUCGUUUAUGUUUACGGACGAAAUUAAGAAGAAGUACCCUGGUGUGAAGCAGGCGUGGAUCCAGAUGCAGCUGAGGUCUAUCGGCUGGAUCGUCCCCAACUACCCUCUCGCUCCCGACUGCGAGAAAACUGAGAUCCUCCGAGUCGUCGUCCGAGAGUCCCUUUCUGGUGACUUGGCGAGGAAGCUCAUCCACGACAUUCUUCAGGUAACCGAAGAUCUCCUAAAUGACGCUGGACCUUCAUACUCCAUGUCUACUGCUACCAGGCGUCACGAGAAUUUGGACCACGGCAAGCUGGAUAAUAUUGAUGCUGUCCACAUCAAGCAACACACUUCCACCUAUUCUAAGCCCUGUUAGAGAAACCUUGUUAGAGUAUGUUAAUGAAGAAGUAGUCCGGUGGAUGGGAGAAGAUCUUGUACAGAGAAAGCGUAACAAAUGACUUUUUACUCGGCUUUUUGCGAUUAGUCUGGUUUGGAUAUGCAAAAAUUGGAGCGUUAU